ACUCGAGAGCGAACUUGAUCCUCGCGAGCUUGUAUAGCUGGUGUAAGUUGUGCUAGUAGUCGUACUGCAGCUAGAGCUCCCACUGUGGAUCCGCGCUAGGCGCCUCAUUGCGAGUCAUUCGUCGUUUGACGGCUCCCCUUCCUCGAAAAUCGACGAAUCGGUCUCGCUGGAUUGAAAGCUGGCGUGGGAAGGCCUCAGGUUCCCGUCACUCCGGCUGCGCGAAAAUCGGAAACCUUUGGAUUUCGACGAGGAAGGGGUCUUUGGUUUGAGGAAGGGUAACUGUAUUUUGGUAAUGUUACCAGAGCCCCCGCGCCCAGACGAGAUUGCAGCUACUCGGCGUUCUUCCAUGCGCUUUCGGAUCACCGCCUUCUCGUACUCUGCGACCGAUGCGGCAUGGUCAGACAGGAUGGAAGCCGUCUGCGUCAGCCCCUCGUGCACUUGAUCCCGCCACGAGGCAUGGACAUUGCCAGCGCCACCACGACCAACGGACACUGCCUUCUUGAUAGGAAGGGCAGGUUCCCUGCCGACGGGAGAUACUGGUGUGUCCGGGACAGACGCGUCUGGUUCCGAGGGAUUCUGAGAGGCAUCGGAUUUGCGUCGAAUGUUGCCGCUGCCACCGCGUCCCGACGAUCGAAACUGCCGCGUCCUGCUAGCCGUCGAGGAACUGCUUGACUCCGACGAGGCGUAGGAGUGUAUAGACCGAGUAUCCAAGGACAACGAAGAUAGAGACCUGGUAGCGACUGGCACG
This is a messenger RNA of Gloeophyllum trabeum ATCC 11539, 748 nucleotides long. RefSeq lists its product as uncharacterized. The record is from RefSeq and is a predicted model, not a curated record. The transcript is spliced from 4 exons. Lineage: Eukaryota; Fungi; Basidiomycota; Agaricomycetes; Gloeophyllales; Gloeophyllaceae. Bases 394 to 672 code for a protein of 92 amino acids.